GCCACUUCGUUUCCUGCCAGUAUAUCAGCUCGGUCGAGUGUCCUUAAAUCCUUCUGACCAUGACUUCCACUAUAUCCGCCAUCGAUGAUAUACUUCUCUCUGGCCGGAAGUACUCUGAAUACGUCCAUCGUAGAUCAUUGGAUCAAUUUGUCGACCGUCUGGUCUUACCUGGGAUGGUACUUCAUAUUGAGGAUAAACUUUUGAGAGACGUGUCAUGGUGCGUCGGCCCUGGCAUAUCGCUUAUUCCUACGUCGACUCCAGAUCGGUCCAACAAACUCCCCAAGUCUGUUGUCAUAUUGCAGCUCGGCACCCUGAGGCGUUACAUAUCAUCCGAUCACAGUGAUGGUGCGCACUCGAUUUCUCGUGAAUCCACACUUCGACGGUGUUUCUUAUGGGUAGAACGUCCGAUUCUUCCUGGGCCAUCCAAAUCGCUUGCCCCAUUGUGUCGGUCCACGUUCCGCUGCACGAACGACCAGUUUCAUGUUGGUGAUCGAGUGAUCGGAAUAGUCACUCGUCGCAUUGGAGACUUUUACGCCGUCGAUAUUGGUUGCGCAAACCCCGCUUCGUUAAACUACCUGUCGUUUGUCGGUGCAUCAAAGAAGAAUCGUCCCGAUAUCGGUCCUGGUGACGUCAUUUAUGCCACAGUUACCCAGGCUGACAGAGACCUGGAAAUCGAACUUUCCUGUGUAGAUGAGGCUGGUCGCGCAUCUGGCAUGGGUAUAUUAGGGCGUCAUGAACCUGGGACCGUGGGCAACGCCGGUGGAAUGGCCGGUGGGAUAUUACUACGCGGUUCUCCGGAAUUAAUUCAACGCCUGUCCAAACAAAAAGAAUAUCCUCUACUCCCACUCCUUGAGAAAGCAUUCUCAUUCGAGAUCUUUCUCGGAACCAACGGUCGAAUUUGGCUAACAGCCCCAACUGUAAAAGAAACAAUCUUGUUGGCGAAUGUCCUAUCUCUGGCGGAACACGCCUCGUUUGCUGAGUGUUUUGAACUGUGCUCUCUUCUAAAUCCACGAUGUCAGAUGGAAUGUUCCAAUGGUCAAUAAGCACGCCAUUAUUUUGUAA
Dicrocoelium dendriticum is the source of this 1062-nucleotide messenger RNA. Lineage: Eukaryota; Metazoa; Platyhelminthes; Trematoda; Plagiorchiida; Dicrocoeliidae. The record is from the annotation of a GenBank genome assembly.